UUUAUACACUUUUAUUGUGUUCUUCCUGUGUUUAUAUAUGGGACACCUUACGUCGAUGAGUGGAAAAACACGGCGUUCUGUGCCCCGGGUUAUGAUUCAUGGCCGAUCAUAAUAUUCACUUGCACGCUGCUUGGCUGCCAGGUGACCGUUCAACAGCAUCAUAAAAACCGUCUGUCUGAAUUUAGAGGAUGACGACGUCUGUUUUCACGUUCUUUUAUUCUCUGAACCCGAGAAAACACCAUCGAUCUGUGCGAGAAUUGGUUUAAAUAAAUUGUCGGUAACACUUUAUAUUAAGGAACGCAUAUUCACCGUUAACUAGAUGCUUACUAACAUGUGUAAGUAGCAUACUAGCCCUUUAGUAUAAAACACGUGUUAACACUUUAUUCUACAUAACCUUAUUCUACCUCGAUUAUGACAUGCUUAAGGUGUUAAUAAUAUUAAUGUUAUUAAUUAAUAUUAUUGUAACAUAAUGUUAAUAAUAUGUGCUUAAUAAUAAAGUGUGUUAGUAAGCACCUAGUUAGUGGGGAAUAUGUGUUCUUUUAUAUAAACUGUUACCAAAUUGUCUCAUUGAAUAAUUAUUGAAGAUUAAUGGCGUUUCAUCAAGAGGUUUUGGAUUUAAUUUUAAGAAUCUGAGACACUGUCAUUUUUAAUUUUACUCUCUUUACAUUUGAGGUUAUACGUCUUAUUAGUUUUAGGUAGAUUACUGGUUUAUGCUUGAGGUCAAGACUCCUAACUGUGCAUGACUUAAAACACGGUUUUGUUUGUUUGGUGCGGGUUAGGUUUGCUAUUAUGCUGCAUUUUAUUUUGUUAAUAUGUGUAAUUUUAAUUAGGGAUGGGAAUCGGCAUCGGUCCGAUAUUGGUCAAAAUCCCUGGAUCGGAUAAAUGUAAAUAAAAAAACAAGUUUUGUUCACGUACGUUAAAGCCAACACCAGAUGACCCAAUAAAAGUAUUUUGCGUCAGUUUUUAGCUCCGCCCACUUCCAAUAUUCCACGAUUUUUCACCGAACGACCGCCACGCAUAAGUUUUCACCAGGACUGAUGCGGUCACAAAAAUCCAUGAGUUUUGGGGUGUGUUCAGGUUCUCAAAAUCAGCAAAAGCAUUUUAGCUGAGUCAUGUUUGGGCUGUUUAGUUUAUUCUUUUUGGGAGAACAAUAUUUAUUUACACAGUCGGAGCGUUAUGUCUUGUAAUGUAAAUAUUUUCAAGUUUCUUUGCUCCACAUAACAAAGAAAUCAUUAAAAACUGAAUCAUUUUGGUUUGUGGACAAAAACGAGACAUUGGAGAACUUCAUCAUUUCCACGUUUUGAGAAACACCGAUCAAUAUUUUUCAACAUUUUCUGACAUUUUAUGGAUUAAUCGAGAAAAGAAUUGACAGAUUAACUGAUAAUGAAAAAUGAAAACAGUAAAUUAAAUUAGUUGCAGCUUUAAACACAAUUUUAACUUUGAUUUAAACUGCUUAGUAAGGUUAGGAAAAUUGCCUAUCACACAAGUCCUUUUUUUUGUGUCAGAUUAGCAAAUUAAAUCUCUGCUUAUUUAUUUUUUUAUCCAGUAAAGCUAAAAGGAUUAAAAUUGCCUUAGCUCAGUUUCUGCUAAGUCAUUAUUUUAAUUUAAAAAUCGUCUGCCAUUUAAAAUAAUUGCAAAAUGCCCUUUAUAGUGUUUUAUAACAUAAAUAUUUUUGCCAGGCUGUCACACUUUGUAAGUUAACACUCGUCUCACACCAGCAGCCAACGGGUUCACACUCCGCAGAUAUUUAUGCCACUGCUAUUUGCACCGAGACGAACCACGAGGCACUUUAGAGGCCCGGGUUUCCAAGCAACCGAGCUAAGAGCUGGAAGAUAAGGAAGUAAUGUGACCGUGGUACAGCAGGUUACGCUCACUCUGCUCUCUGUUUGCAUAUCCCCUCCUCAUCCUCAUCCUCAUCCUCUCCUCCCACCACCCACCAUCCUUUUCCUGCCUGUCCUCUCCCGCUCCUAUAACUUUGAUUCAGUGAAAGAUGCAGAUGAGUCAUUAAGAUGCACUUGCCAUGUGACACUUAAAUUGAGUUAUGUGAUUAUCUGCCAGCGCAGGAUGUAUGGUAAUGGUGAUGCGGUUGAGAUCAGAGGCACCUGGGUCACUCUUCAUGUCUGCCUGCAAGACGGUGGCCUCUGUUUAAACAAAAACAAAGCAAAAACCAUACGUUUGUGUGGGAUAUUUGAGCUUUCAGUAGGAUUCUGCUCAGGCCUCAAAAGGCCUCUGUGUCUGAAUGUUUGUUCUUGGUGUUUCUAAUGUCAGUUGGCACUUUUUUCUCUCUCUCUCUCUUCAUCAUGGCAGAGAUUAUGUGUUUGGCAGCAGUUGGCAUCUAUAAUGUUGCAUCACUGCCGUCCUCCUCUUUGCCUUUUAUUUUUCUCUUCCACUUUCAACCGCUUUCUAAACUGAAAAGUGAGUUGUUUUUUCUGCCUUGUCUUCCUUGAUUCCCUCUCUCUGAAUUAAGUUAUACUAAAUAAAAAAUAAAAAUACAAACAAAUAUCAUCAAAGUGAAGCCUAAAUUCACGUGGAUGGUCCUCGUGCUGCCCUGCCCCCGCUGCUUUGCAGAUGAUUGAUCCUUUGGGGCUUUUAACAUCGUGUUGAGCCCGCAGACCUUCGUGCGUCAGGUGCUCUGGCUAAUGAUUGACAGAUUUGUCAGGACUGGUGUGUGGUGGUGGUGGUGGUGGUGGCUUCACAGCUGGCUGCCUGCCUCACAAACACUGCAGUCUUAUCCACCGAGAGCCUCAAGCAUGGUGAGGUGAAAAGUUGACGUCCAUAUGCAGCACAGACCGGUGCCAUGAGCGCUCUGCUCAGCCUCCUCGCAGGUGUCGUCCUCGCGGCCUCCGCGGCCGCGAUACCCAACGCGGGUCUCAAAACGUGGGGUCGUUUCAGUAAACUGCCGUACCCCGGAGACCAGGCGUUCCUCUACGACACGUUCCCCAAAGACUUCAUAUGGGCAGUGGGCACGGCGGCUUACCAGGUGGAGGGCGCGUUUGAGAAGGACGGGAAGGGGCUCUCCAUUUGGGACACUUUUACGCGCGGCGGAAACCGGAUCGCAACCGGGGACGUGGGCAGCGACAGCUAUCACAACAUCCAGGCCGACGUCCGCGCCAUCCGGCUGCUCGGGGUCAGCCACUACAGGUUCUCCCUGUCCUGGUCCAGGAUAUUCCCCAACGGCACCCGCGGGAGCUACAACGAAAUUGGCACCAACUACUACCGGACGCUGCUCAAGAGGCUGAAGGAGAUCCGCGUGCAGCCCGUGGUGACGCUGUAUCACUGGGACCUGCCCGACCACCUGCAGCAGCACUUCGGCGGCUGGAGCAACCCGGAGCUGGUGGACAUUUUCAGGGACUACGCCGAUUUCUGCUUUGAAACGUUCGGGGACGACGUCAAGUACUGGAUCACCAUCGAUAACCCGUUUGUGGUGGCGCGCCAUGGUUAUGGCACCGGGGUGGUCGCUCCCGGGAUCAAGAGUGACCCUGAUCUGCCGUUCCGGGUCGGACACAAUCUGCUAAAGGCUCACGCAGCCGCGUGGCAUCUCUACGACCGGCACUACCGACCCCGUCAGCAGGGCAAGCUGUCCAUGGCGUUGGCCUCCCACUGGAUCAAGCCCAGUCGCACCCGCCUGGAGAGCCUGCGAGAGUGCCAGUGCUCCCUGGACCACGUCCUGGGCUGGUUCGCGCGGCCGCUGUUCACAGACGGCGACUACCCCCCCUGCAUGAAGGCCCGCCUCGGCUCCCGCCUGCCCUCCUUCACGCAGGAGGAGAGGGAGCAGGUGAGGGGGACGGCGGAUUUCUUCGCCCUCUCUCACGGAGCGGCCCUGAGCUUCCAGCUCAUCAACGACAGCCUGAAGUUUGGGCAGCACGAGGAUCUGGACCUGAGGAUGCUGCUUUACUGGGUCAAUGCCGAGUACGACAAGCCGCCCAUCUUUGUGGUGCAGAGCGGCUGGUACGUCCUCGGCAACACCAAGACGGAAGACCCAAAACACAUGUACUACCUCAAGAGGUUCAUUGCAGAGGCGCUGAAAUCGAUCGUCAUCGAUGGCGUGAACGUGAUCGGUUACACGGCCUGGUCCCUGAUCGAUGGCUUCGAGUGGCACAGGGAGUACGGGAUACGACAGGGGCUCUACUACGUCGACUUCAACACGCCGGACAUGAAGAGGGAGCCGAAGACGUCCGCCACCUUUUACAGGAACGUCAUCCAGAGAAGUGGUUUCCCAGAGCUCCCGGAGAACAGACCGGCACAGGGAGUCUUCUCGUGCGAUUUCGCUUGGGGCGUAUCGGCCAACUCCAUACAGGUGGAGACCGUGCCCAGCCAGUUUGCAGACCCCAGCAUUUAUCUUUGGAACAUCUCCAACAACGGAGCUCUGACGAGGCUGGAGGGCUUCAGCGCCCAGACGCUGCGACGCACCGCACACUGCGCCGACUACGCCACGAUCCGACAACAAGUGGAUGAAAUCCGGCAGGUGGGCGUGAACCACUUCCACUUCUCUCUGAACUGGUCGGCCCUGGUGCCGACGGGCGACGUGUCUCGGCCGAACGCCACGCUGCUGGGCUACUACCGCUGCUUCACCCGUCAGCUGCUGAAGGCCAACGUCACGCCCGUCGUCACACUGUGGCACCACACGCGCCAGCGCAGCAGCCUGCCGGCCUCGCUGGACGCGGCCAACAAGUGGUUGAACAGAGAGACGCCCGAGGCCUUCGCCGACUACGCCAGACUCUGCUACAGAGAACUCGGCGCUCACGUGAAGAUGUGGAUCACCCUGAACGAGCCCAACGACGAGACGGUGAGCUACGAGGAGGGUCACCAGAUGCUGCGCGCGCACGCUCUGGCCUGGCGCGCGUACGACCGCGAGUUCAGACACACGCAGAGAGGACAGGUGUCUCUGGCUCUGUACAUGGACUGGGUGGAACCGGCCUUCUCCUUCAGCCGCGAGGACGUUGAACCCGCUAAAAGGGUCUUAGACUUCCGCGUCGGCUGGUUUGCGGAGCCCAUCUUCGGCAGCGGGGACUACCCCGUGGGAAUGAGGAGCUGGAUGCGACAGCUCAACUCACUUGACCUGCCUGUCUUCAAUGAGGAGGACAGACAGCUGGUUAAAGGGACAUACGACUUCUUCGCCAUCAGCCACUUCAGUACCAAGUUGGUCACACAUGCCAAGGAAGACUCGUACACAUACACGGAAAUUUUAGAGGUCCAGCACAUGAUCGACACCACGUGGAUCAUGUCCCCGAGGCCUGUUGUGCCCUGGGGGCUGAGGAAAGCCCUCAACUGGGUGAAGGAGCACUACUGCGAUGUGCCCGUCUACGUGAUGGCUAACGGGGUCCAGGAAGACCCGGCCCGCUUCAAAGACAGCCUGAGAGUCUACUACCUGUACAACUACAUCAACGAGGCGCUCAAAGCGUAUAUCCUGGACGGCGUCAACCUGAAGGGCUACUUCGCGUACGCCCUGAGCGACCAGAGAGACCCCGGCUUCGGUCUGUACGGCCAGGUGCACGAGGAAGUCAUCGACAAGGCCUCGCUCUUCAACUACCGCAACAUCAUCCAGCACAACGGCUUCCCCAUCCAGGGCGCGGCGCGGCAGCAGUGUCCCAGCUCGCCACCGCCGUGCCUGGGCUGCUACGUUCUGGUGAAGAGGCCCGUGGUGGGAUUCUUGACUAUCGUGGGUUCGGGCGUGCUCAUCACCCUGUGCCUCAUCAUCUACUACACGGCCAAGAGACACAAGGAGUCUUACUGAGGAUUUUGACUCAAAGACUUGUUUUUUUAUAUAUAUAUAUUCUCGUAAUGUGACGAGUUUAUACUCGAACGAUUAAAUGUUUUUUUUUCCUUUUCAGUUUGCCCCUAAAACUGUUGUAGUUUCUCAAUCCUGUCCUCUUAUGUCAGUUGUUUGCGUGCUCCUCACAACACACCUGAUUCAAAACGAGUGCGUUGUCAUCAGGCUUUUGCAGAGCUUGACGAUGAGCUUGACGAUUUGAAUCAGGUGUUUUGGAGCACGGAAACCUCUAAAAUAAGAGGACCAGGAUUGGGAAACACUGAUAUAGUUAUAACUGAUCUGAGGUAAUCUCACAUGUUUUUAGUGGCUUAAUUGUACGUCUCCCUGAACUGCCGUGUGAUCUGAUUGGGGCCCAGAGGAGUUGCAGAAGUGUCCGUCUUGGAUGACUUUAUUUAAAUUAUGCUGAAAGGUUAUUGUGGAAUUGUUGAUUAUUAAUUAAUCUGUACACCUUUUGAAAUAAGUACUGAAUAGACAUACCCUCAUAUUCCAACUGUUAAUAAAUGUUAUGUACCUUUGGUGUACAUUUAUUUGAAAGGA
Solea solea (common sole) is the source of this 6307-nucleotide messenger RNA. It is a transcript of the gene kl, whose product is annotated as klotho. Lineage: Eukaryota; Metazoa; Chordata; Actinopteri; Pleuronectiformes; Soleidae. Gene Ontology annotation, molecular function: hydrolase activity, hydrolyzing O-glycosyl compounds. The record is from RefSeq and is a predicted model, not a curated record. The transcript is spliced from 13 exons. Gene Ontology annotation, biological process: carbohydrate metabolic process. Bases 2798 to 5734 code for a protein of 978 amino acids.